UCAUUAUGCCUUGAAAAGGAACAAUAUAUGGAAAAGGAAUAGUUUUAUAGAGGACUUUUUGAUGCACAAAAGUUGCCUUUUCUUUUCAGUUUACAUUUAGUUGCCAUUAAUUUCCUGAAAACCUUAUGUUUGCUUUAUCAACCACUCUUGACUCGUGAUAGAGAAAGUUUGAGGAGAUGGGAUUGGGGGAGAUGGAAAAGGGGAAAAGCAAGUGGGGCUGAUUGCAGCCUGUCUUUUCCCUGAAAACCAGGGACAAUUCUCUUUUAUUCUUUUUCUUUUUUCGUAGCUCUUGUAUUGUGUUGUAGUUUGGCUUCUCCUCCACUGCUCUGCAGUCUUGGGCACAUGUAAAAGCAGCCAUGCUUUUGAUAUUUCACGUUCUUCUUCAUAACCUUAUAGCCUCCAUCCAUCUUACAUAUUACAAUUUUAUGAUUUGGUGAUGGCUCCAUGAUGUUCUAUAAGAACUGCUGCUCUCUUGAGUUCAGUGUCCCCCCCACUUUCAAUACUGAUGAUCUAAGAUAAGCCCUCAUCCUGUUUGACUUUCUUCUGCAAGACUCUUUGUACUCAAAGGAGAAGGACCAUUGUUUUGAAUGAUGGAUGAGAAACAGGUCUCCAACACACUAACAUUUAUCUCAGAAGAGAAGAUUGACAGUUUAUCUCCCAUGUAUUUCGGUGUUUCUUGCGCAUUCUUUGCUCUUCGACUAUUGUCAAUAUCGGAUUGCAUAGACGAAAAAUGGUGUGAAGUUCGGGAAAAGAUGCUUCAAGGAAGUGCCCAGCUCCUGGGAUUGUUAAUAUGGAGUGCUCAGAGAGAAGUGGAUUGGCAAACACCCGAUCUUCUUCAUAAGCUCAAGGCUGCUGAGAGAGAGAUAGCAGAGUUGAAAAGAAUCAGACAUGAAGAUGCCAAAGCUAAUGAAAAAGUUGUUUGCAUUUUCGCUGCUCAAGAGCAACGGUGGUUGAUUGAAAGGAAGAAGCUUCGCCAACACAUUGGAGCUCUAAUGCAUGAUGUGAGGGUUCUGGAAAAGAAGGAGGAACUUAUUUCUGAACUGAACGAAAAAUUGAAGGAGAUGGAGACGGCACUGGAGUCUAAGGAGAAGACAAUAGAGGAAGAGAUUAAAAAAGGAAUUGAGUUGGAAGAAAAACUGUCCAAGGUUGAAAAUGUAGUAGAAGAAUUGAGAGAGACAGCUAAACGGGAGGCCCAAGAGCAUUCCUCUGAGCUUUGGAAGCACAAAUCCGCGUUCAUCGAGCUGGUCUCAAACCAAAGGCAACUUGAAGCUGAUAUGGGGCGAGCAGUUAGAGAAGUUGAAGCAUCAAAAGAUGAGCUUGAUUCAGUUUUAGAGCAAAAGGAGGAGUCGGUAAUAUUGGUACAGAAACUAUCAGCUGAGAUUGUUAAGAUGCGCAAGGAUUUAGAACAGAAAGACAAGAUACUAUCAGCAAUGCUGAGAAAAUCCAAGCUGGAUACGGCACACAAGCAAAUGCUCCUUAAGGAGAUUAAGUUAUCCAAAGCUAAGAGAAAGCAAGCAGAAUUAGAAGCUGAAAGAUGGAAGACAAUUUUAGAAUCUAGACAUGAAAGACAAUCACUAAGAAGUGUGUUAUCCAAUCAGGACAAUUCAGGAUAUGAUGUUCCUGCGAGUUCUGGGGGCAAGUAUUCAAAUACAAGCGGGCUCUCAAAUAAUGGGAAGACAAUAUUGAAGCCAACUGAUAUUUAUAUUGACUACAAUCACCCCCUUUCUGAAUGUCUUUCCCCUGAAAAAAGUGAUGACUCAGUCUCAGGGAGAAUGAUUGAUGUCAAGCAGAUGGAAGAGUUGGUAUGUUCUGAGGCAGAAAAGUAUGUGUUAAUACUUCAGCAGAGACAUGACCUAGAAAUCGAUGCAUUUGCAGAACAAAUGGGGAUGAAAGAUGAAAAGUUAGAAGUUUUCCAUUGGCAGAUGCUCAGCUUGGAACUUGAAUCCAAGCGGCUUCAGUCACAUCUUGCUGGACAGAAUCAAGAGAUCCUGCAGCUUAGACAUAGGAAUAUGAAAUUAAAAGCUCUGUCAAUGGAGAGAGAAGAGGAAUUAGCUUCCCUGAAAGGCCAAUUGGCAUCACAGUUUAGCUCUCAAGGGUACCAGGCGACAAAAUGGGAUCUGCUAGAUGAAGACAACGGCACUUGGUCUGAUGUCAAGGUUAUAAAGAUACAAUCGGGAGAAGAAGAGCAACAGAGAGAUAAAGAUUCUAUUGGGACGAUAAGAGACGAUGCUAUUGAGAGAGAAGAGAUUGCUUGUUCAAACCUUGUUGAGAACAGAAAUCCAUUGAUACAAUCUCCAGGAACUGAGUUUGAAGAUGAGAAAGAAAUUGCUUGUCACAGUCCCAUUCAAGAAGCUAACACAAGCAGUCCACAGGAGGUUGAUAAUGCCGAACAGUUGGCAUCAAUAGGACAGCAGUUUGGAAGAACUUAUAGUGUCCAAUGGAGGAUGGAUAUCCAUGCUCUAGGAGUGUCUUACAAAAUCAAAAGGCUAAAACAGCAAUUUCUUUUGCUUGAGAAGCUCAUCGGAAAACGAGAAACUGGUCGGAAUUCUGAAAAUGAGGAUAAUGGACAAGUUAUCAUUAGAGAAUUUCUUUUGUUUCUGACACUGCUGAAUAAACAAGUGAGCAGAUACAAUUCUCUGCAGGAGAAGAAUGAUGAACUCUGCCAAAGGAUGCAUGAUUAUGAGGCGAGUGUAAAAUGUGGAGAGUCUAAAGUAGUUAGAACGAAAGGGAAAACCAAAGCGUUGGAAAGCUUCCUUGAACAGACAUUUCAGCUACAAAGAUAUGUUGUCUUAACGGGACAGAAAUUGAUGGACAUUCAAACCAAGAUCAGCCCGGAAUUUGCCAAGGUCGCUGACGAACUUCAAAAGUCUGGUAGCUUUGACAUUAAGCUCUUUGCCAGUAGUGUUAAUACUCUCUUCCAAGAAGUGCAAAGAGGUCUAGAAGUUCGAAUAACUCGAAUUAUUGGAGAUCUAGAAGGAACCUUGGCGUGUGAGGGUAUGAUCCGUCUAAGUAGGUAGUUGUGAAACUGAAUCUUAAUCAAUAAAGUUGAAUAGUCAUGUAUGA
Molecule: messenger RNA, 3063 nt
Organism: Cucurbita pepo subsp. pepo (vegetable marrow)
Lineage: Eukaryota; Viridiplantae; Streptophyta; Magnoliopsida; Cucurbitales; Cucurbitaceae
Source: RefSeq, a predicted model, not a curated record